GCCGCGGGCAGCGGGGCUGCCGCAGACGGCGGGGAGCGGCGGGAGUUGUCGGUGGCCGCUCGUUGGGGCGGGACUGCAGGUGAGGGGAGGGUGAGCCCCUUCUCUUUAGGGCUUAAGGGGCAGGCGGGUCUCUCCUCCCUCCUAGCGGUGCAGGGCUUGAGGGGCUGUGGGGCGGGGGGUGUUCGCUGUCCGCUGCCCCGCCGCUGGGUCCGUCAGGCGCCGGGCGCUCAGCAGUGUUCUCGCUCCGGCCUCGGGCUCCCCGUGACUGCCCCGCUGCCUUGUUUCUGGAACCCUUCGCAGCAGGGUUGCCGGGCUACAUCUGAUGGUAGGUGGAUCCAGACGGUGACAAUUCUACCAAAAGUUGGCAAUUACCUUAAGUUGGAAGAAAAAGUGACUUUGGCUCAAAAUGAGUGCAAUGUUGGAAACCCCCGAGCUGCCGGCAGUGUUUGAUGGGGUGAAGCUGGCUGCAGUUGCUGCUGUUCUCUAUGUUAUUGUUCGCUGCUUGAAUUUAAAAAGCCCAACUGCCCCUCCUGAACUCAUCUACCAGGACUCUGAUUUGGCCCGCUUUCUGCUCAAAUCCUGCCCACUUUUGACCAAAGAGUACAUUCCACCCUUGAUCUGGGGAAAGAGUGGGCAUAUCCAGACUGCCCUUUAUGGAAAAAUGGGGAGAGUGAGAUCACCGCAUCCGUACGGACUUCGCAAGUACCUCACGAUGCCAGAUGGAGCCACUGCCACCUUUGAUCUCUUCGAGCCACAGUCUGAGCACUGCACUGGAGAGGAUGUCACGAUGGUGAUCUGCCCUGGGAUUGCUAACCACAGUGAAAAGCAGUACAUCCGCACCUUUGUUGACUAUGCCCAAAAAAAUGGGUACAGAUGUGCUGUCCUGAAUCACCUGGGAGCUUUACCAAACAUUGAGCUCACUUCUGCUCGAAUGUUCACAUACGGUUGCACCUGGGAAUUUAGUGCCAUGGUUAAUUACAUCAAGAAGACCUACCCUCAGACCCAGCUGGUUGUUGUGGGCUUCAGCCUUGGUGGAAACAUUGUCUGCAAAUACGUGGGAGAGAGCCAGGCCAACCAGGAACGAGUCCUGUGCUGUGUCAGUGUGUGCCAGGGGUACAGUGCUCUCAGGGCACAGGAAACCUUCAUGCAGUGGGAUCACUGUAGAAGAUUUUAUAACUUCCUCAUGGCAGACAACAUGAAGAAGAUCAUCCUUUCUCACAGGCAAGUUCUUUUUGGAGAUAACAACAUGAAGAAACCACAAAACCUGUCAGAUGCAGAUCUGAGCAAACUCUAUACAGCAACAUCCCUUAUGCAGAUUGAUGAUAACGUUAUGAGGAAGUUCCAUGGUUACAGUUCCCUGAAGGAAUACUAUGAAAAAGAAAGCUGCCUGCAUUAUUUGCACAAGAUCUAUGUUCCUCUUCUGUUGGUUAAUGCUGCUGAUGACCCUCUUGUGCACGAGAGUCUUCUAUCAAUUCCAAGAGCUCUCUCAGAGAAACGGGAAAAUGUGAUGCAUGUGCUGCCCCUUCAUGGAGGCCACCUGGGAUUUUUUGAAGGGUCUGUGCUAUUCCCAGAACCUCUUACCUGGAUGGAUAAGCUUGUGGUGCAGUAUGCCAAUGCCAUCUGCCAGUGGGAGAAGACAAAGUCUCACUGCUCAGACACAGAGCAGGCUGUAUCUGGCCAAGAAUAAUUAACCCAAAGACUCUGGGUCAGUUUAGUAUAUUUCCCCCUUUGGGAACAUCUUGUUCCCUUACCUGCUGCUUCAGGUUUCCAUUUUCCUAGAUAUCCUAUGGCUGGGGUUUGAUCACAAUGUUUUCUUCCAAAGUGGAGUUAAAGCAGAGGUUGAUACCAGGUCAGAGCAUCUUUGUAUAUAGCCAAUUGGGUUUGAAAUUUACUGCUUUGCUUGAGGAGUUAGGUUGCUGACUGUGACUUGUUACAGGGUUAUUGAGCUAAAGACAGCUUGCUUUAUUACAGCAGAAGUUUCAAAUGUCAAAAGUCCUUUCACCUGCUGGUCAAAAACUUGAUCUGCAGCAUUUGUUUGGGUGUAGAUGCCAGAGUAACUAUGACUCUGUUCUUCUCUGUCCUGGUGGAAAAAGUCUGUACCAAGCCACAAGCAGUUAGUAGCUCAGUCUGUAAGCUGUUAAAAUGUGAUUUGGAAAAACAGAUGCUCAACUGCCAGUGGAGGAGUGGAGUUCCAGCCUAGCACCAUCUCAAGGGAGCUUUUUUUGCUUCCUAGGAAUGCACUUACACAAGUCAAUCAAUUUAAAAAUACUUAACUUCCAUGCUACAGCUAUCUGUAGGUUGGGGUGUCUUUAUGCUGGGACUCCAGGCAUAGAAAAGCUGCAGGCUGGUUAUAGCAGUUAAUGUUUUUAUGUGAAUAUGUUCUGUUACACCAAGAGCAGAUCAGUCACCUUCUUGCCACCUUUGCCUCUUUUAAAUGUAGUCAUCUUAUUAGUACUUUUUUUUUUCUUUGACCCAGGGCUUUUUAAAGCUGGAUCUGGCUUCCAAAGUGAAACUAGUGAUUAAGAAUCUGCAGGAUCUUUCUUUGAGAAAAACUUGGUCUUAAGAAUAUUUAAUAUAAUUAUGUACUCUGCUAGGGAUUCACUUGUUGAGGAGGAAGGUAUCUAUUUAGAUUUACUCCCCUUAUGUCAGUGUAAAUCAUACCAAAAUUCUUCCCUGUAGCUUUCAAAGCAUCACUGGUUUUCAGACACAUGAUUUGCCUUACAGUUGAUGGGGAACUGGAUGUCUCUAGCCCUGUGCUACUAAAAUGGUGUCUUUGUGUGGCUAACUACUUCUAGGUCAAUGUAAAUGCUGUAGGAUUACUGGCUCCAGAAAGACACAGGGCUCUUCCUCUCUUUAAUUCCUUUUUCACACCCAGACAUCCUCUUCUAGUUUUAACGUGCAAAGUGUGAAAGCAGUUUGCAGGAAAGAUGCCUACUCACUUGUGUUUUUUCCCCUCAAGUGGCUGUUAUGGUGCCAAGAUUCUAGUCUAUCCCCUGGAAAGAAAGUUGUCCCAUGACAAUCUGGAGACUGAAACUUUGUGAUCAAAAUCUUUUAUUUUACUGGUUUUUUUCUGUUGAUAUUGUACUCUCAUUAAUCCACCCUUAGGACUUCUUUAUCACAGUAUCAAUGAAGUUCUUUUCUUGUCACAUGUCCCACAUCAAUCAGCACUUUAUUGCUUCAGCCUUGGUCUGUGUUUCAGGCACUUUAGUUGUAGCUUAAGGGCAAAACAAGCUGCAAGAUUUCAGUCUGGUAAUACAGGGGAACAAGCCUUCUAGACUGCCCUGUCGCUGAACUUCAGUAUUUUGGAAAGGUGAGGUUUUUGUUUUAAUAGAGCAAUAAAUAACUUGUAGCAAGGUGCAUUAUCAUAUCAGGAAAUUUCUUUCAUUUGCCUUAGGCCAGACACCUUGGCCUGUUAGAAUGAACUGUGGAUAUCUGCACAUUCUCCUUUUUAGUAAAUCCAGGUUUCCUUUUUUUUCUCAAAGGAAAUAUGUGAGUAAAGCUAUAGCAAGACUUUGCCAUGCUUGUGGCACUUCCUUAAGAACUAUUUUAGGGCAUUAGUUAGCAAGGAUAUUCUUAGCUGAUGGAUAUCUUGUCUCUGUUACCCUCUUAUUCAUACUGCAUCUGUAUAUCACUAAAAUCUGUCAUAAGACAUUUCAGAUUUUUGCUUAAGUAUCUGUUCAUGUAAUAUUCAUUGAUAUGAAUUAAAUAUCUUCUCGCUUCAACAGGAGUGGAGUGUAAACAACACUUGUACACAUCAAAUAGAUACAUUAAAAGUUGAGGUGUUUAAGGCAAUGUUUAUCUUCAGUGGGUUACAACUUUAGAAGUGUUUCACUUUUCAUAAUAUACUGCAGGUGUAUCUUACACAGAUCUGCCUUGAAGAAACAACACUGCCCUUCCCAUGCUUCAUGUGUCCUUCCUCGAUCCAGCUUUACUGUACUGAGAUCAGUGUCAACUUCAGCUCUAGAGGAACAGAAAACUUCCUUGGUACCAAUGCCAUUGUUGAGGUGAAUAUUGACCCAACAUGUGAAUAUCUAGGAAAGAAAGGUCAGUGUAUGGCUGACCUCCCUUGACAGCAGAAUAUCUGCCUUCCUCAACUUGAGAGCCUAACCAAAAGCAAGGGUGCUCUGCCCAGCUCCCCAGGCAGCUGAAGCUCUGCCUUCCUUCCCAGGACACCAGCUGAGAGCUGGCUUGGUGCUGUCUGGGAAGGUUAAUGCUAAGGCAAAAAUAAGUGUUUUGCCUCUGCUUUUUGAUAAAGUCUUGCCAGUCCCUCUGAAAGUGGAACUUUGUCCUGGGAAGCUUAGCACAUGAGAUUGUUGAAGUGUGCACUUUUAGAUCAUUACAGUAUAGUCUGAUAUUGCAGUUCAAGAUUACAGCAUGAUGAAUCUGUCAUGUGCUCUGUGUAGCUUCAAACUGGGAUUAGAAAAAACAUUAGAGCUCUUCCCUGGGUAGUCAUGUGUAGUACACAGUCUUUCCUGUCACUGGAUGUAAGUAGCACUUGAACGUAAACACAAAGGACUCUCUUAGGCAGGUAGCAAGCUGUAGAACAGUUACUGUUUGAUGGUUAGGCUGGUCCAACCAUCACCUUUGUCAGCGUGUGGAGAGAUCUGAAGAUUGUAGGUGAGCAGCUGGGACUUGCUCUUACUGAAUAGGAGGAACUUUGCAGCUUCCACUGCAUCAAAUCUGACAGCAUUUUUAAUGGUCACUUGGUGAGGUUCUAAGUUCAAGGCUUUUUUAGAUGAGUCUGGCAGUGUUGGAGUUGCACUGUAAAGAUGGACAAUUUAACUUCCCUGCAGUCUUUUUCCUGAGUCUCUUUCUGCAGUUCCUGUUUAUGAAGAUAUAGGCUACAAAGGCAUUACAUUAAGCAAAUACGUGGAACUGUUAGCUCCAGUACUGAAUUCAGCCAAGAUACCUGUGUGUCAUCUGUCCUGGGUCUGUCACAAGUUCCUAGACCCCAGCCCUUUGACACGUGGUGCCUUGCCCCUUUUCUCCUCCUCCCUUGACAUCAGCAUAUCUAGAGACUUCAAUAAGAGCUCUGUCAGAGCUUUUUGGGGCUUUGCAUUUUACCAAAUGACUUUUCAGACACUAGGUAGUGGGACCCCUCUGCUGAUGUAUACUGUACAUGUGUGCUGACUUAAAGGACCUUUGUGGGCAGCCUGUAACUAGCUACAGUCUAUUUCUAGGCUUAAAAUAACAAUGUAUAUAAGCAGUGGAUCAUUUUCAGCUCUCUGCUCCUCCAGCACUAGGGAUUGAGUCAUAGAAGGAGGGUUUGUUUUGCUGAAUAUGUAAUUUGUUACCUUACAAUCCCAAAGUUUUUGUGUCUAUAAACUCUCCAGCAACAUACUUCGAGGUAUUGUCUAAGUGACAAAAAAAGAGUGAAGAGUAGCAACUACAGGACUGACUUGCCAAACAGUUUAGUCACUGGGAUUGCUUCCAAGUUUUUCUAGAAAUACUCCCUUCCAAGGCUUAUUGAAAUUCUUCACACCUGUUUCCAGGAGACCAGAAAAACCCUAGCCUUGAGUUGCUUGUGUGAGUAUUUGUUGUGAAAGGCAUCUUGUUUCUGGCUCAAGCCAAAAGCCAUUGCCCUUUUGAUGGGUCUGUUGGUUGGGUUGGUCCUGAAGCCACAGUGACUCAAAGCAGUGUCUCCUUCAUGGGGUUUUGGGUGAAAACAGCUCUUCUUGGAGUGAGGACUUCCUGAGUUUUUCCAUGGUUAGAAUGCCUCAGAGCAACACUGGCCCAAGGAAGGGGUGACUUGUAAGUGAACAAGUUUUAUUGCUGGGACUGUCUAUUACAAUGGGCUGAACUUUCUUGCUGUUGGGGCAUAUGAAGCAUAAGUGCUAUCAGUGAGUUAAAAGCAGUUGCCAGCUUUCCAUGUUGUGGGGAAAGAGUUUCUAGGGUUGCGUUUUUAACAUCUUAAGUUCUUGGGUUUGCUGGUUAUUCAACGGGCACAACUGUUGGAAUCCAGGGCAGCAUUUAUCAGGCUGGAUCUGCUGCUAUUGAACAGCCUUUUCCAAAUCUGACAGCACUACAAAAGCUCCAGCCCCACACUUCAAGUGAAUAAAGUCCAUGUCUUUCCUUCUCACCCAAUGGCCUUGCCUAACCCAGGUGGUUUUAAUGCCAGUAAGGAGCUCCAUCCCACAAGGUGUCUCUACACAAAGCCUCCUUGCUUCUGUCUGAAUGACAAGCUCACAUUGUCUCUGGUCAUGCAAGAGCUUUGAUUAGAUACAGAGCUUUCUUCUGGGAUGUCCACUAUAGCUCUACUAGCACAUUGACCAUUCUUGUAGUUCCUGACAAUUGAGUUGUUUUUUUUUUUUUUAAUUCUAACAAUAUCCUCCUGUAUUGGUAUAACCAAACCCUACUGCUUAGCCCAAUUCAGCAGCUUUUGAAAGGAGCAUAUAUUUCUCAUUUGCUGCUUGACAGCCUGCCCAUAAUUCAUAGCAACAGAUCACUAUAGGUUGUUCUUAAGAAAAUACAGCCCCUUUGCAAGGAGGGACCCUUUAUCUGAAAAUCCCAAGCUGAAGAGAGCUGUGUGGAGAGCUCGGGAAGAACAGACCUGUGUCCUUCUUGUUUUGUCCAUGCAGGUGUGUUAGAACAGGCCAAGUGACUUCAAAUGUUCUUGGUGAUCAGCUUCUAAAAAUAUUUUCAAAUUGGUAAAAUUAUACUCUGGAACAAUCUCUAAAUGCUGCCCUGAAAAAGCUUGUGUACUGAGACACCCUCCCUGCUUCCACAUUCUAAGUCAGAUUCUCUGGAGCUGACAGCUGCAGGGGAGGUGAUUUGCAACUAGCAAUGCAAUUUUUCUAUAUCUGCUGAUGUUUACCUUUAAAUAUAUAUAUGAAUAUAUAUGACAAUGUCUGAUUUUUUUCUUUAAUCUUUGUUCUUCUGUGUGGUGUAAAAUGGAGGUCAUUGCAAAACAAAAUGUAAUUUUGUUAUCUUUGAUUCAGUGAGAUUUCUUUAUUUAAAAAUAAAGGACUUCUUGAAGUCAGUG
Messenger RNA from Calypte anna (Anna's hummingbird), 6982 nucleotides. RefSeq names its product abhydrolase domain containing 2 (gene ABHD2). Gene Ontology annotation, cellular component: sperm plasma membrane; sperm flagellum. The coding region runs from base 407 to 1687 and encodes 426 amino acids. Gene Ontology annotation, biological process: steroid hormone receptor signaling pathway; acylglycerol catabolic process; sperm capacitation. The record is from RefSeq and is a predicted model, not a curated record. Gene Ontology annotation, molecular function: monoacylglycerol lipase activity; acetylesterase activity. The transcript is spliced from 11 exons. Lineage: Eukaryota; Metazoa; Chordata; Aves; Apodiformes; Trochilidae.